GAGCACAUGUGUAUGCUUGUCACUGAGGGGCUGGGAGAAGGACUGAGGGAAGCGAGGUAGCUGGCCACAGCCGCCAUAUGCUGACUGGAUUCCUGUUCAUGUCUGCUGUGUGAAGACUGCAGGUUUGUGCUGCGUGGUCGCCGGCUGGAGAACGCACCAUGGGAAGCUCACAUCUCCUCAACAAAGGCAUGCCUCUAGGCAUCAGACCACCCAUUAUGAAUGGGCCUAUGCAUCCGCGCCCCCUGGUGGCGCUGCUGGAUGGGCGUGACUGCACUGUGGAGAUGCCCAUCCUGAAAGACGUAGCAACUGUGGCCUUCUGUGAUGCCCAGUCUACACAGGAGAUCCAUGAGAAGGUGUUAAAUGAAGCUGUAGGAGCUCUGAUGUAUCACACCAUCACCCUGAUGAGAGAAGAUCUGGAAAAGUUUAAAGCUCUACGCAUUAUUGUCCGCAUCGGCAGUGGUUAUGAUAACAUUGACAUCAAAUCUGCCGGGGAAUUGGGCAUAGCUGUGUGUAAUAUGCCAGCAGCCUCAGUGGAAGAGACGGCAGACUCCACACUGUGUCACAUCCUCACCUUGUACAGACGCACCACCUGGCUGCACCAGGCUCUCCGAGAGGGCACGAGGGUUCAGAGCGUGGAGCAGAUCCGAGAGGUGGCAUCAGGGGCUGCACGGAUCAGAGGAGAGACACUUGGACUUAUAGGACUUGGUCGAGUUGGCCAGGCUGUAGCCCUGCGAGCCAAGGCCUUUGGUUUUAAUGUGAUCUUCUAUGACCCAUAUUUGGCUGACGGCGUAGAGAGAUCUCUGGGACUACAAAGGGUCACCACACUACAGGACCUGCUCUUCCACUCUGACUGUGUCUCUCUGCACUGCAGCCUGAACGAACACAACCACCACCUGAUCAAUGAUUUCACCAUCAAACAGAUGCGUCAGGGGGCGUUCCUGGUGAACACGGCCCGGGGUGGUCUAGUAGAUGAGAAGGCCCUUGCUCAGGCCCUGAAGGAAGGGAGGAUACGUGGAGCAGCUCUGGAUGUUCAUGAGACAGAGCCUUUCAGUUUCAGUCAGGGCCCGCUGAAGGAUGCUCCAAACCUGAUUUGCACCCCACACGCUGCCUGGUACAGUGAACAGGCAUCACUGGAGAUGAGAGAGGAGGCAGCCAGGGAGAUCCGAAGGGCCAUCACAGGCCGUAUCCCUGACAGUCUGAAGAACUGUGUGAAUAAGGAGUUCCUCACCCAGAACAACCACUGGACAGGAGUCGAUCCAGCAACCGUCCAUCCUGAGCUCAAUGGGGCUUAUAGGUAUCCUCCCGGUGUGGUGAACCUUCCUGCUGGUGGUCUUCCGCCACCUGUUGAAGGCAUUGUGCCAAGUGCUGUGCCCAUCACACACACCCUCCCGCCUGCUGUUACACACCCUCCUCAUGCCCCAUCACCUGGACAAAAUACUGUCAAGCCACCAGAGGGCGACAGAGAGCAGCAUCCAAAUGACCAACUGUAGCUACACACCCAAACACAUACACUCGCCCCAUGUUGUCCAGUGACUGGAGAAGGUUGGCAUGGCAACCAGGAAUAUAGCGAUAAGAUUCCUUGUGAAAAGUUAUCAGUCAGGUUUCCAGUGUGUCAGAUGGACAGGUUGAGGUCCCAAUAACAAUCAAUUCACAACUCUGGCAAUUUGUUCCCAGCAGCCAGCUCACACUCCAAAGAGGAAGAAGAAAGCAGAGACAAGGAAGAGUGGAGAUCAAUCACCUGCUCUGAGAGAGGGCAAGACAGUUGUCCAGAGAGGGACCGUUGAGAUCCACAUGCUUAUCAUCACAUUACAACUGCAGUUUAGUUCAGUUUUCUCUGCUAGAAGUAAAAAGAUAACUGUUGAUUUGCAAAGAAAAAACUGAAUCCACGUCAGCUGUUUUAGACUGUAGAGUGUCUAAAUUUAGAGGGGCCUGUUUCAUGUCUUUCUCUCUUUUCUGUGUCCUUUCCUUAGUUUGAUGUACAAGCAAGUAGUAGGUUAUGAAAUGAAUGUAACCUGUCUGUGUACAGUUUUAAGACUUAGCGCAAGAAGAUACUGAUAUUUGUAUUCCAGUCUUAAGAAAAAAAGGGUUAUGUGAUCUCUCUAUGUAGCCAAACUGGUUUGAGAACACAAUAUCUGUUUUUUUGUUUUUUGUUUUUUUUUAUUAGCGUGACCCUAAAUUUACAAAAGCCUCCCCCAUCCCCUUCCCCGAUAAGAGGCAGCUUUUUGCACACCAUCUCAGGAAAUUCAGUUUUCCAUGGUUGGUAUAUUAUAAUUUUUUUUAAUUUUCAGUUUUUAUGCCACUUAGUGCUUUUGUUUUUCUACCUGCUUGCCUUUUUGUGUCCUGCUACAUUAGAGGAACGAGCUAAAGUUCAUCUAAUGUUAGUUUUUGUUUGUUUUGUUUAAGGGGAAAGUGAUUUUGCUCUAGGGACUUGUUUCAAUGUUUGACACAAAUAGGGGAAGGAGUGGGAGAAAAGGCUGCAUGGAGGUGGUGUAAUGGUAUGCCUGGCUGGGACGACUUCCUAGUUGCAAUUUUAAAAUACAAGUAGAGUAUUGGGACUUCUUUUGAAGGAGAGAGCAGGUUUGGGAUGAGGCAAUGCACUGAGUUUGUAGCAGCAUACAGUUUAAGAAACUAUUUCAAAACCAGAUAUUUAUCUUUGUCUUCUUCCUGUCAUGAUCCAGUACUUCCACUAUGAAUCAGCAAAGCUGUAAAGCAUAAGCAGGAAACCACACAAAGGUAAAAACAAUAAAUAGAUAAAUAAGUAAUGAAAAGAUGCACAGAAAUUGUCUUUCAAGUUGUACAUCUGUCAAACUGGUUGACAGACUUGUGAAAGCUGCACCACCAAACUACAGAAAAGUUGUUUUUUCUUUGGAAACAUUUUUGGUUAGUAUUUGAAUCUAAACUCUUGUACAGGUGUCGCAGCCAGUUAAAGUCAGUAAAUAUUUACAUGGAAUGUCAUUUUGACCCACUUUAUAAAAAAAGUAAACAGCCUAUGAACAAUGGGUUUACAAAGCAUGUAUUGAUUUUUUUCAAGUCUAGUAUCCCUUUAACAUUUCAUGAUGGGUCCUUUCUGGGUAUACCGUUCAGCCACCCUCUGUGGCCUCUGUGUCUAUGUGUACAUAUGAUGUUCUGCCUGCCUGUGUCAAUGUGACUUGGUUGUAUCUGUGUCUAAAAAAGCAGCGCUGGGAGAAGGGGUUCCAGCUAGCACUUUCCACAAGGUAUCAUUAUAAACACUGCCAUCCAAAUUCACAACUCAUCACUACAGGGAAAACUAAAAUUGCUUAUAAAACACCAAAGUUUUUAGCUAGCAAACCAAGCCAGAAACCUCUGCUUUUACUGGCUACAUUCCAACAAUGUAAACAAGAUGCUAAUAUUGUUGCAUCAGCUAUGUAUGUGAUCAGAAAUUGUUCCUAAAUCUGAAAUUUGUAUUAGCUAAGUGGUGGUGCUUUUUGUACCCCCCUUCUACCAGUGGCUAAGUAGUAUAAACAGUUCACUGUUGCCUACCUGGUCUUCUUCAUGUUGAGGUAGUAAAAGUAGCAAUCAGGGAUGGAAAUUUCACUAGCCAAUGCUGAAUAUUUUACAGACUAGGAUUACAUUUUGAGGGUAUACUUGGUGCAGAAGAUGCUGAAAAGACAUUUAAAUCUCAGCAUCUGAAGCUCAAAAAUCUUGACAUGAAUGCUGGAAAAUUUUGAAUUAACUCUUGAACCUUCCUCACCAGAUGCCUAUUGGAAGGGAGACACUCAAUGCUAAUACUUCCUGAUAUAAACUGCAAGCAUUCCUCAUUCAAACCAAUAGGUGCCAAAAGCAAACAAAAUAAUACAUAUAUAAAUCUUCAAAGGUCAGGGUGCUCCUUGAAAUUCCAUCCCUGGUAGUAACACACAGUCCACUGUUGCCUACCUUGGUCCCCUUUAUGGUAAAGUAGUAGGCGUAGCAAUAUACAGUAUACAUAUUCUAUAUUCUACAAUAAAUAUCAUUAUUUUUGGUCAAACAUGACAACCGGACAAAGAUAUGUUUGUGACUGUAUGCAUUUGUAUGAAUUAUUUUAAAAGGAAAUAAACUGUGGA
Messenger RNA from Cheilinus undulatus (humphead wrasse), 4061 nucleotides. RefSeq names its product C-terminal binding protein 1. The record is from RefSeq and is a predicted model, not a curated record. Bases 159 to 1490 code for a protein of 443 amino acids. The transcript is spliced from 11 exons. Gene Ontology annotation, molecular function: transcription corepressor activity; NAD binding; oxidoreductase activity, acting on the CH-OH group of donors, NAD or NADP as acceptor. NCBI's taxonomy places the organism in Eukaryota, Metazoa, Chordata, Actinopteri, Labriformes, Labridae.